ACUCCAGGGAAGGGGCGCUGCCGGCUGGCUGACGUAAUCUCUUUGCGCCGGAAGUGCCGCCAUGCGGGGGCGGCUGCUCCGCGCGUGGCGUGAGGGGCUGAAGGCGGCGGGCGGCGGAGUGGGUGCUCGGCGGGAGCCGCCAUGGCGGGUGUUGUUCUUCGGUACCGACCGCUUUUCUGUCACUGCUUUACGGGCCCUGCAGGCCGCCAGGGAGCCCAGCAGGGACUUGCUUGUGUCCAGGCUGGAGGUGGUGACGCUGCCCUCCCGCCUGCCCGGGGACCUGCCUGUGAAGAGCUGUGCCCGUGAGCUGCAGCUGCCUGUGCACGAGUGGCCGCAGACGGGGCCUGUAGGGCAGUUUGAUGUUGGUGUGGUGGCAUCCUUCGGGCGUCUCCUAAGCGAGGACCUUAUUUUGCAAUUCCCGUAUGGGGUGCUGAAUGUCCAUCCCAGCUGCCUCCCACGGUGGCGUGGUCCUGCACCAAUAGUCCACACAGUACUUCAUGGUGACAAAGUGACCGGAGUGACAAUUAUGGAAAUAAGACCAAAGAGGUUUGAUGUAGGUCCAAUUAUUAAACAAGAAGAGUGUCCUGUUCCUCCUAAAUGUACGACAAAGGAGUUGGAAGUGAUAUUAGCAGAGAUGGGUGCAAACAUGCUGCUGUCAGUUUUGAAAAACUUGCCUGAAAGUUUAGAAAAUAAAAAAGAACAACCAAAAGAAGGAGUAACAUUUGCUCCUAAAAUAUCUGUAGCUAAGAGUUGUAUAAAUUGGGAAGAGCAAACAGCUGCACAAAUAAUUCAGCUGCAUCGUGCCAUAGGAAGUAUGUUUCCUUUGCAGACGCUUUGGAAGGGCAGCACUGUUAAACUUCUGGAUUUUGUGGAAGUGGAUAAUAUCCUUGGUUCUGCUGAUCAAGUAUUAAGUGACCAUGGAGCUGUUCCUGGCUCACUACUAUACCAUAAAACGUCCCAAACGCUGAUCGCUCAUUGCAAGGAUGGCUGGGUUGGAAUCAAAACAGUUGUAUUAAAGAAGAAGCUUACAGCAGUUGACUUCUACAAUGGAUACAUGCACUCUUGGUUCCAGCAGAACACAAGAACAGUUCAUCGGGAAUGCAGAUUUCAAACACUCAAACUUAACACAGCAAAAAAGACUCUGAAAGAGAGGUUGUCUAGAACACGUGGUCCUCCAAGGAAUCCAUGUCUGUGAAUGCAAGGCAAAAGCUGCAAGCAGCAGUAAGGUAGAAGUUGGGUUUCUGCAGAGACUUCCUUUGUGUCUGUCUGCAGCCUCCAGGGUGCAGUUUGUGCUGCAGGCCUUUUAAAACUGCUGACAAAAUUCCCUGGAAGUUCUUCUAACUUUCUCAGGCUCCUUUGCUUUUCUUGAACCUGCUGUGGCAUCAUCGUAGCAAAGAACUGUGUAGGGAUCCCAGGGAAAGAUCCUCUGAAAUUACUUCAGAAUUUACCAAAGAUGCCAUUCUGUUCUGCUGUGUUUAAAUUACUCAGAGAGCAAACCCCUUUGGACAGAGCAUAGCAUUCCAAACUGAUGUAAGCAAAGCAGCAUUCGUGCUGGGUGGCAUUAUUGCUGGUAGCUGGAAUACCAACUUCCAACUAGCAGUGUCUGCAUUAAAUGUUGGCAAUUUGCACGUCUCCUACUGGCAGUUUGUGAUUAUGCCUUGUGUGAGAUCUGUUGCUGUUAGUCACUGGUGGUGGCGAUUUCAGUUCCUAAGCAUAGGGUAGCAGUUUCCUUCUGUCUUACAGGGAGUUCAAAGUAGCGUGCACUCAGACACCCAGUAGAUGGUGCUCACUGCAUCACUUUUAGGGGAGCAACAGGGUCAGCGGGCAGAUCUUGAAAAAUAUGGUCCAGAAUGUCUUCAGUUUUGUUUAAUACCAAAUGAUGUCUAAACAGUGCAGUGGCCAGAGUUCCGAUACCUUUUGAAGUUAAUCCUCUCAGAAUUUCCUUCUAUACAAGAGGUUAUCAGAAAUCAGACAGUUUGCUGUAGCUUAGCUGUUGGUUAUCCUGGCUUUGAAUAUGCACAACUUUCCCCCGUUGUUUUAUGGAGGAAUUAUGCUUAAUUUAUUUUUUUUUACAGGGGAAAUCUUUGACGUGCUAUAUUUGACAUGGUGGAGAAGCUUUAAAGGGAAUUGGAGUUCCCCAGGGAGCUGUUAGCCAGAAUGUUUCUUUGGAAACUUUGCCUUCACCUGACUAUAGGGAUUUAACCCAGAA
Messenger RNA from Numida meleagris (helmeted guineafowl), 2209 nucleotides. It is a transcript of the gene MTFMT, whose product is annotated as mitochondrial methionyl-tRNA formyltransferase. Gene Ontology annotation, molecular function: methionyl-tRNA formyltransferase activity. NCBI's taxonomy places the organism in Eukaryota, Metazoa, Chordata, Aves, Galliformes, Numididae. Bases 62 to 1195 code for a protein of 377 amino acids. Gene Ontology annotation, biological process: conversion of methionyl-tRNA to N-formyl-methionyl-tRNA; biosynthetic process. The transcript has 10 exons. Gene Ontology annotation, cellular component: mitochondrion. The record is from RefSeq and is a predicted model, not a curated record.